Suillus paluster is the source of this 1049-nucleotide messenger RNA. RefSeq lists its product as uncharacterized. Bases 366 to 812 code for a protein of 148 amino acids. The record is from RefSeq and is a predicted model, not a curated record. Lineage: Eukaryota; Fungi; Basidiomycota; Agaricomycetes; Boletales; Suillaceae. The transcript is spliced from 13 exons.
ACGCGACAAUGACAACUUCAAUUGCAAUUCGCGAACUGCGACGAGUUCAAUGCCAUUUUUUCUUAGCUCAAUGAACCCAUUACGCCCCUUUGCGAUCGGAGCCGUUUCCGAAUGAAUUGCGCAUGUACGAGCCGUUGGGCACAAUUCCGUCCCUGGCGCUUAAGGACUCGCAAUACGUGUUUUUCUCCGAGAAGCUCAUGGCCUUGCUUCCGCAGACGCUGAUCCAGCAUGCACAUCGCCCCUUGACGUAAAGUAUCUAUUAUGGGAUCCGCUAUCUAUAUAAGAGAAUCUCCAGUGGCUUUCCCGACCAAAGAUCGCAACUGCAGGUCUCGCCUUGUCCGUUGCACUUUGACCCCCCAUCAAGAAUGGCUGUCUUUGUAGCUGUUGCGAGUUUUACGGUUCUGUGCUGGGAUCACAUAAUCACCUUUGCGGAUGAGGUAGCCCUUAUCUGGUGUAAACGUAAAGGACCUCUUGGGUACCUCUUUCUGCUGAAUCGAUACAUCACGCCCCUGGGGUUUAUCGUCAAGAUCGUUGCCUUGACCCUCCCCACUUGGUCCACAGAAAGCUGCAGAAAAUUUAUCAGAUUCGAAGGGGCCAUGGCGACCAUUGGUGUCAGUAUAGCGGAAUUGAUUAUGCUGUUGCGGGUUUAUGCUUUGUGUUUGUGGCGAAGUCGCAGGCUCGCCACUGCGAUCCCUUGUCUCAUCUUCUUAGUCUGGGUUGCACUCGAGGCGUGUUUGAUGACUCGUGGCGAAAUAGUUUCCCAUGCUCAACAAGUACACUCCUGCCGUGAGGUUUAUGACUUGCCGCCGUAGGAACUCAUCGUCAUGCUAGUUUCUUAUUCUUACUCACCAUAUCGUGACAUCAGGGGGCUCUCUGCUGCUCGAGCGUGGCUGCCUUUGGCAUACAACACUGUCAUUUUUGUCAUGACCCUAUGGUCCAUCUUGCCCAGUAUUCGGAAUAGAGAAGCUGGAUGUAUCUUGCAUAUACUUCUGUCAGAUGGUACAUUAUACUAUACCGUCAUUUGUCCUGCCAAUCUAGUACUGACUGUG